This is a messenger RNA of Drosophila guanche, 929 nucleotides long. RefSeq lists its product as uncharacterized. The coding region runs from base 9 to 728 and encodes 239 amino acids. The record is from RefSeq and is a predicted model, not a curated record. The transcript has 2 exons. Lineage: Eukaryota; Metazoa; Arthropoda; Insecta; Diptera; Drosophilidae.
CAUUUGAAAUGUAUCAUAUUUCAUAUAAAAUCUCAAGCAAAAUUUUAUUUAACUUUAAAGUGAUGGAAGAACCUGAUGACGGGGAUGGAUGCACUUUUGAAAUGUUGGCCCUCCUCGAUGUGGAGCAGAUCUUUACUACACCACUGAGAUGUCCAGUGUCAUACUGCGAGGAAGCGCUGACGCCAAUUGAGAUGCUGGCACAUCUUCUGAUGUCUCACAGACCCGGCGAGUCGAUGCAGGAGGCAGUGGCCGACUGGCCGCAGCUGUUCCAUGUUCAAAUGAACGAACUGGAGGCGGGCGUGAGCCAUGUGAUUGGUGCACUGGCGUACCACGGCACACCGCAGGCGGGAGUCAGCACUCCGGUGACUCCAGAGCUGCAGGUAGUCCAUCAGUUGCCGGUGAUGCUCGUAAUGUACAUCACUCCGCCGAUGGACAACGUGCAACAGGUCGUAAUCUUCUACAUGGUCAGUCCGCUGAUCACCACGAAUUUGAGUGUGGCCGUACAGAUCUCUCUCCUGGAUGGGGACCAGGAUAAGCACGGACAGAAGUCCCAAUGCCUGCUAUCUUCGACUGCCAAUCUCGGUGCUCACGGAUGCGGGCAGCAGCUCUUCAUUGACAUGGAUUUUAUUGCCUACUCGGCCACCGGCAUUCAGAGGCUCAUCGAUAUGGAUCCAGAGGGUCAGCUCCAUGUCAAGGUCAUUCUGACUGGGGAACCAAAUUCAUGGUGAUUGCAAAGACACCAACGGUAUACAGAAGACUAGUUUUUCUCAGCUGCGAUGACUCAUUCGGGAUUGACAGACACAUUAGAGCCACCGGCCAGGCACCGGCAUGGCCCCAAUUGACGCACACUUGAAAUUUGUAAUCUGAGUGCCUGUCAAUAAUGUUCAAUUUUUUCUAUACUAUAUAGACUAUAUAUAUAUUAUUCUUAG